GGUUUCCUGCCCCUCACAUGACAGCGGCCCGGCUGCGCCAUGGCGGAAGCCGAGGAGAAGGAAACCAGGUCUAAUGAGGAAUCAACAGAUGAAUCUGAGUGUUUUGCCUCUAUCCUUCCUACAGAGGUGCAGCAUCUUGUAAAGGAAGAUGAGAGUGAAGAAGAACCUAAGCUGAAGUAUGAACGGCUUUCUAAUGGAGUGACUGAAAUUCUCCAGAAGGAUGCAGCCAGCUGCAUGACAGUGCAUGAAAAGUUUUUGGCACUGGGAACACAUUAUGGCAAAGUUUAUUUACUUGAUGUCCAGGGGAACAUCACACAGAAGUUUGAUGUUAGCGCAGUGAAGAUAAAUCAGAUCAGCCUGGAUGAAAGUGGAGAACAUAUGGGUGUUUGCUCAGAAGAUGGCAAGGUGCAAGUGUUUGGAUUGUAUUCAGCAGAAGAGUUUCAUGAAACAUUUGACUGUCCUAUUAAAAUUGUUGCUGUUCAUCCUCAAUUUGUAAGAUCCCACUUCAAGCAAUUUGUAACAGGAGGAAAAAAGUUGCUGUUAUAUGAGAGAGGCUGGAUGAAUAGAUGGAAGCCUUCGGUUUUACAUGAAGGGGAAGGAAAUAUAAGAAAUGUAAAAUGGAGAGGACACUUAAUUGCUUGGGCCAAUAAUAUGGGCGUGAAGAUACUUGAUAUGAUCUCCAAGCAAAGAAUUACCAAUGUGCCUCGAGACGACAUAAGCCUUCGCCCAGAUAUGUAUCCCUGCAGCCUUUGCUGGAAGGAUAAUUUAACGCUGAUUAUUGGCUGGGGAAAUUCAGUAAAGAUCUGCUCAGUAAAAGAACGGCAUGCCAGUGAAAUACGUGACCUUCCAAACCGCUACGUGGAAAUAGUUUUCCAAUUCGACACCGAAUUCUACAUCAGUGGACUUGCACCUAUCUGCGACCAGCUUGUUAUACUUUCAUAUGUAAAAGAGAUCUCAGACAAAACGGCUGUUGAGUGUUGUGCAAGGCCUAGACUGGAUAUUGUACAACCCCUACCUGAGUCCUGUGAGGAGAUUUCUUCUGAUGCACUAACAGUACGAGGCUUUCAGGAAAAUGAAUGUCGAGAUUAUCAUUUGGAGUAUUCCGAAGGUGAAUCACUGUUUUAUAUCAUCAGCCCAAGAGAUGUGGUUGUGGCUAAAGAGCGGGACCAAGAUGACCACAUUGACUGGCUUCUUGAAAAGAAGAAAUAUGAAGAAGCUUUGAUGGCAGCUGAGAUCAGUCAGAAAACCAUAAAAAAGCACAAGAUUUUGGACAUCGGCUUAGCCUAUGUAAAUCACCUAGUGGAGAAAGGAGAGUAUGACCUGGCUGCUCGAAAGUGCCAGAAAAUUCUUGGCAAAAACACAGAACUCUGGGAAUUUGAAGUUUAUAAAUUUAAAGAAAUAGGUCAGCUUAAGGCAAUUAGUCCUUACUUGCCAAGACGGGAUCCAGUUUUGAAACCUCUGAUCUAUGAAAUGGUCCUGCAUGAGUUUUUGGAGAGUGACUAUGAGGGGUUUGCAACCCUUAUAAAAGAGUGGCCUGGAGAUCUGUACAACAACACAAUCAUAGUUCAAGCUGUAGUGGAUCACCUGAAGAAAGAUCCACAGAACAGGACUUUGCUACGAACACUUGCAGAAUUGUAUACUUACGACCAGCGCUAUGGCAGAGCCCUAGAAAUCUACCUGACUCUGAGGCACAAAGACGUCUUCCAGUUGAUCCACAAGCACAAUCUCUUCAGUUCUAUCAGAGACAAAAUUGUUCUCCUCAUGGAUUUUGAUUCAGAGAAAGCGGUAGACAUGCUUUUGGAUAACGAAGAUAAAAUUUCCAUUGACAGAGUUGUUGAAGAAUUAGAGAACAGACCUGAGUUACAGCACGUGUAUUUGCACAAGCUUUUCAAAAGAGAUCACCAUAAAGGUCAACGAUAUCAUGAGAAACAGAUCAGCCUUUAUGCUGAAUACGAUCGACCAAACUUACUACCAUUUCUCAGAGACAGCACACACUGUCCACUGGAGAAGGCUCUUGAGAUCUGCCAACAAAGGAACUUUGUAGAAGAGACAGUCUAUCUUCUGAGCAGAAUGGGUAAUAGCCGCAGUGCCUUGAAGAUGAUAAUGGAAGAACUGCAAGAUGUAGAUAAAGCUAUUGAAUUUGCCAAGGAACAAGAUGAUGGAGAACUUUGGGAAGACCUCAUUUUAUAUUCUAUUGACAAACCACCUUUUAUUACUGGUUUGUUGAACAAUAUUGGAACCCAUGUUGAUCCUAUUCUUUUGAUUCACCGCAUUAAGGAAGGCAUGGAGAUUCCUAAUUUGAGAGAUUCACUAGUGAAAAUUCUUCAGGACUACAACUUGCAGAUCUUGCUGCGAGAAGGUUGCAAAAAGAUACUUGUUGCUGAUUCUCUUUCUUUAUUGAAGAAAAUGCAUCGAACUCAGAUGAAGGGUGUUCUAGUAGAUGAGGAGAAUAUCUGUGAAUCAUGUCUGUCUCCAAUACUUCCUUCAGAUGCAUCCAAAUCCUUCAACGUGGUAGUGUUCCACUGCAGACAUAUGUUUCACAAAGAGUGCCUACCCGUAUCUAACACAGUAUCUCCUGUCCAGUUCUGCAACAUAUGCAGUGCCAAACACCGAGGCCCUGGAAGUGCAAUCCUGGAGAUGAAGAAAUAGCAGUCCCCUAGUUCAUCAUGUCAGUCUGUGACACAAAAUCUGUUAGGACCAUGCGGGGCCACUGUAUUUUUCUGUUAGACAUCAUUUCUGUAUAUAAUUUUGAUUGUGACUAAAAAUUGGUUUCUGUAAUUUAUCCAGUUUAUUGAGCAUUUCUGGGAAAGAGAAAAUGUAAAAAUCUUUCCCUAGUAAGUCUUAGUAAUGCAGUUCAUAUGUUAUGGUUCCUUUGCUCAGCUUGUUACUUUACUCUGAACAGAAAACAAAAAGAAAUAAAAUUGGAAGGAAAGAAAACA
This is a messenger RNA of Pipra filicauda (Wire-tailed manakin), 2939 nucleotides long. RefSeq names its product VPS41 subunit of HOPS complex (gene VPS41). Gene Ontology annotation, biological process: endosomal vesicle fusion; protein targeting to vacuole; cellular response to starvation. The coding region runs from base 40 to 2649 and encodes 869 amino acids. Gene Ontology annotation, cellular component: late endosome; HOPS complex. Gene Ontology annotation, molecular function: protein binding. Lineage: Eukaryota; Metazoa; Chordata; Aves; Passeriformes; Pipridae. The record is from RefSeq and is a predicted model, not a curated record. The transcript has 30 exons.